AUUAGCUUGCUGUUGGACGAAGGGAGCUGAUCGUGUGUGUGCGGUAAAUUGACAUCAUAGCAUUCAUAACAUCGCUGUUUUUAUUGGUAUGCAUUAAAUUUAUAGCUAAUUGAGCAUAGAAAUACUGCACAAUUUCCAAGAAAUUGGGUGGUUGCAGAAUGGACUACACCAAUUUAAAUAGAGCGCAGCUCAGCUUUGAUUAUUUGCACACCAACUCUACAACUCAUGAGUUCUUGUUUGGUGCACUUGCUGAGCUGCUAGACAAUGCCAGAGAUGCCUCUGCAACAAAAAUGAAUAUUUUUACAAUAAAAAAUGAAUCACUGCGGGGUGGACACAUACUGUGUUUUCUUGAUGAUGGUGAAGGCAUGGAUCCAAUUGAAACUGCGAGCAUAGUAACAUUUGGUAAAUCUAACAAGAAAUCAGAUGAUCUUCAUCAAAUUGGCAUGUAUGGCAAUGGUCUAAAAUCUGGCUCAAUGCGUAUUGGGAAUGACCUGAUGUUAUUUACAAAGAAAAGUGAUACUAGAUCAUGCCUAUUUCUCUCUCGAACUUUCCAUGAAGAAGAGAAUAUUGAUGAAGUAAUAGUACCUAUCCCUUCUUUUGAGGCGUCAUCUCGCAAACCAAAAAUACUAGAUGCACGACUGAAAGAGAAGCAUGAGUUAGAGAUGGAAAUAAUUUUGAAGUAUUCUCCCUUUAAGACAUUAGAUGAAUUUUUCACCCAAUUUGAUCGAUUAGAAGGUCAAUCUGGCACAUUGGUUAUGGUCUACAAUUUAAAGCUGCUAGAUUCUGGUGAUACUGAACUGGAUUUUCUCACAGACGCCACUGAUAUUAUUUUAGCCAACCCCAGUAGUCAUGACUUUGAUUCUGAUGAAGGGCUUAUGCCUGAAAAAAAGUCAUUCAGGGCCUAUGCAGCUAUUUUAUAUAUGGACCCACGAAUGAGAAUUUAUCUACAAAACAAGAAAGUGCGGACUAAAAGACUAGCCUGCACAUUAUAUAAAUCAAAAAUCUAUAAAUAUUCAUCUAAUCGAUUUAAAACAAGGGCAGAGAAUGAAGCAAAACGAGCUAUAGAUGAGGCACUGUCCGCUGAGAAUAAAGCCAGGGAAGCUGAAAGCAAAGCAAAAAACUUAGAGAAUAAAACAGGUUCUUCAACAAACAAAGAGCACAGGGCAGCUUUAAGAAAAGCACAAAAUUUUGCUGCAGAAUGUAGGGGAAAUGCUCAAAUUAAACGUCAGAUGGCAGAAAGAAAAACAAAGUCCUUGAAAGAACCUAAAACUCUAAAUCUUAUAUUUGGGCUAAACCUGGAAAAUCGCAGCCAUGAUGGUGUCUUUGUUUAUAACUGUAGUCGCCUAAUCAAGAUGUAUGAGAAAGUUGGACCUCAGAAUGAAGGAGGAGUAUUCUGCAGUGGUGUUGUUGGUAUAGUAGAUGUUCCAUAUCUGGUGCUGGAACCAACCCACAACAAGCAAGACUUUGCUGAUGCCAAAGAAUAUCGGCAUCUGAUGAGAGCCAUGGGAGAGCAUAUGAUACAGUAUUGGAAGGAUGUUGGCAUUGCUCAACAAGGAAUAACAAAGUUUUGGGAAAGUUUUGGCUAUGUCAGCUCAGAAUGGAAAGCUACUCCAUCAGAUGACAUCAAGUUUGUCAGGAAGAGAGCCAUGCAGCUCAGUGUUACAUUACAGUGUGACAUGUGUCUCAAGUGGAGAAUGAUCCCUUUCAACUCAAACAACAUUGGUAAAGAAUUUCCUGACCACUGGGUUUGUACCAUGAAUCCUGACCAACAGCAUAACAAGUGCUCAUCAGCGGAACAAAAACUAAACAUUCCAGAAGGUGUCUUAAAAAAAGAAUUUAAAUCUCAGGAACAAAAGAAGAAAGAUCUUGAAGAGGAAAUUUUGCGGAAGACAGAAAUGUUAGAAAAAUUACAGAAAAUGAAAGUGGUUCAAUCCUCAAAAGAUAUUGAAGUUGCUUUAAAAAAAGAAGACAAAAAAGAGCCCCAGAUUGAAGGUCGAGCCAGUCUAAGCAGAAAAGCUAAAGCCAGAUCUCCGUCCCCUCCCCCAAAAUCUCCAUCACCUGAACCGCCUCCUAAAUCAAGAACAACUGGUUCGCAGUCUUCAGUAGCAUCAAAGAAAAACAGACGCAGCCCUAGUCCGCCUGCUCGACGUGCACAAAAACCAUCCCCGAAACCGUCACCACAGGUCACAGUCAAGCAAGCCAUGAAACAGAAGAAAAGAAGUCCAAGUCCUCCACCACCUCCAAAACGUGCAGCCAAAUCUAAACCUGAACCAAAAGUGACACCAAGAAGACGUGUCCAACGCAUGGAAUCAUCUGAAGAGGAGGAGGAAGAGGAGGAAGUAGAUGAAAAUGAAGACAAUGAGGAAGAUGAAGAGCCAAUAACUAGAAAGGGGAGGAGUCAGAACAAUGUUGAGUCAGAAACAAAAGAAAUUAAAAGACCUCGAGCAAAAGAACAAGUGAUAGAAUACCCAGAAAUCCCAGUGAAGAAACAAAGAAUUUCCCACCUGAACACAGAAGCUAAGAAACCUGUGGAAGUUAACAAUGACUCAAGCUCAGAGACAUCUGCUAGGUCCACCAGGUCUCGUGGCAAGGGAUCAAAUCUCAAGGCCGAAUCCUCUGCUGAUGAAAAUGAAGCACAAACAACAGAUGCUGUUGAUGUAAAAGAUGUUAGCAUUGAAGUUGAUGUUGGUACUCGAGUUGAAGCACACAUCAACAAUAAAUG
Physella acuta is the source of this 2722-nucleotide messenger RNA. Its product is annotated as ATPase MORC2. The record is from RefSeq and is a predicted model, not a curated record. NCBI's taxonomy places the organism in Eukaryota, Metazoa, Mollusca, Gastropoda, Physidae. Gene Ontology annotation, cellular component: nucleus. Gene Ontology annotation, molecular function: zinc ion binding.